Molecule: messenger RNA, 20970 nt
Organism: Paramuricea clavata
Lineage: Eukaryota; Metazoa; Cnidaria; Anthozoa; Malacalcyonacea; Plexauridae
Source: the annotation of a GenBank genome assembly
CCAGGUUUGCCUUUAAAUGUUAAAUUUGCGCUCUCUUUAAAUAAUAAGUUUUACCUUUUAUUUCUACCCAAGUUUGAACUGGAUGUCAAACCUCCUCCAUAUUUAGCAUUGGAUCAACGAGUAAUUCCUGUUUCAAUAUGCGCCAGGUAUAAUUACCACACAUAAUUGGACUGGGUGAAAUUUUUACCUAUAUAUCGACUCUAAUGAAUGCACCAAUAAUUUUAUUUAUUCAAAAGGCCACUAUGUCAUGGUUUUCAUUUUGCGAACAUUUAAGGAUUAAUUUAAAUUAACGAAUGUCCAAAUCCCAUGAACCAUGCAUGCAUGUAUUGUGCCUUAGACUGUAACUGUCUAUAGCUUGCCGAAUGUUUCAUUUGAAUGAAAUCUAUCCAAAUUAUUUUAAAAACUGAUUUAACAUACGAACACAGUCACGUGUAUUGCUUAAAAACUGCCGGUUCAAAAGGUCUGAAUUAAGAGAUGAUGACAACAGUGAAUCAACUUAGGUAAUUGAGAAAAAUUUACAAAUAUUUUACAUAAAAAUGUGCAACUUUCAAAUGGUCUACACAUAAAGGAGUAAUAAACAAUGGAUUUUUUUCAACAUCUUUAUACUAUGGGAAUAUCAUGGAUAGUAAUAGUAAUAAUAGUAGUAAAUAGUAUAUAUUUUCAUACCAAUUUCAUUUUCCAUACUAUCGAUAUAGUAUGCAAGUAGUACAGAAUAUACUAUGGACUUAGUGAUGCAAUCUCAAAUUCCGUAUUGCGAAUUUCACCAUUCCUUUUUCAUUGUAGGCCUGCAAAGUGCGGAUGGUCGCAUGAAAAGAAUGCGCCCUUUUUCUGGUCAAAUUUGAAAAACAAACAAUUGGAAGUUGAAAAUGGCCGAGCACACAAAACAUACAUUUUUCCAAAAAAUAUUCCUGGGGAAAGUUCCUCGAUCUGUUAUCAUUUUGGUCUGAAAGUAUUUUCAUCCAAAAACGCAUAUAUGAAAGGACACGUCUACAAUUUACUUACAGCAUAUUAGGAUGUUAGGGUUUGUAAUCCAAGUGAGAAUAUAUACAUUUUAAGACCUAACCAGGAACGACUGCAAAAAAUGCAGCACAAAUCCUCUGGUAGGAAUUGAACUUACGGCCCUGCGAUUCCUGUGCAGCGCUCUAACCAACUAGCUCAAUCGGUUAGAGCGCUGCACCGGAAUCGCAGGACCGUAGGUUCAAUUCCUACCAGAGGACCUUGUGCUGCAUUUUUCGCAGUCGUUCCUGGUUAGGUCUUAAAAUGUAUAUAUUCUAACUUGGAUUACAAACCCUAACAUCCUAAUAUUAAUUCCACCAAGUGAAGUGCAAGAAUCUAAGUUAUUCAAGUCCACCUACUUAUAGCAUACACUGUAUACAUAUUCAAAAUAUUCAUUAAUAAUUCACGAGAAAAAUACAAAAGAAAUGAAUGUUUAGUCAAUGUUUGUCAAUCGGAUAAACUUUACAUAAUCUUCAGCUUUGAUUUUCUUCGCCUAAGCAACGUUUAUUUUUAAAAUUACUUCGCCAAUGAACUUCUAAGAUGCAUGGGUCAUUUUUAAGUACCAUAUUCGCAUCCAAUCUGUAUCUGAUAUACAAACUUUCGCCUUCGGCUCGAGUUUGUCAUAUCAGAUACAGAUCGGCUGCUCAUGUUUUAUCUAGUACUUAUAGUUCGAAUCCGUUUUUCUUACAUUCUACCUAGUGCAUGAAUGUUCAAAAUGAUUUUCCAAUGAAAUUACACUUGUUAUCGAAGUAAUAACAAAAAAUCACACUGUACUAAAAAAUAAUAUGAUUUGAUUUUAGGUACUCCUAUGGAAAGUUGGUUACGGGAAAUUUGGAAGCGACCUUGUGUCUCAAAUAUGAUACGGUGGUACGAAAUUGUUUGACGGAAAUAAAAAAUGUAGGUAUCUUGAGCGCACACAUUAAGCGACCAUAACGUUUUGAGUGAAGCAGUGUACAGUACCUAUGCUUAAGAAUGUCGAUCGGGUAUUAGUUUAUGAACUGUAAUUCUAUUUCGAAAUGAAUUAAAAAUUAUGUUACGAAAUAGCCCAGAACAUCAAUUAAUUAAUAUUACAUAACCCGAAGGUUUACGAUUCACAAUGGCUUGAAUUAUCCUGCAGAUCGUACUGAUCUCUAAUGUAACACCUGAAACGGCAAAGGAGGUACACAUUAAAUAUAUAUAGUUGUGGUUGUUGCUCCAGUACUUCAUACAGCAGAUGUAAAAGUGUUUUUAUGAGUGCUAGUGGAAGAAAUGUAACCAUGAAAUUUCAUUGAUUGAGGAGUUAGAAAGCACGCAUGCAUUCAUGUUACACUGUGGCACCUUAAUUAAAUUGAUUGUACUAUAGUUGUACUGUAUAUAAUGCGAAACUGUUAUCGAAAUAAAAAUCUUAAUAUAUAUGCAUGUGAUGGGAAAUUAAAAUAGUUGUGACAAUCCGCUUUAAAUUUAUGUUGGAAGACAUUAUUCAGCGGGAGCGUAUGGGAGGAUUUAAUCGUCUGAGACGCGUGAAUUAAAGUAUUGUAAUGACGAAUAAAUAAUAACAUCGUCUGAAUCUCUUGUUAGACUGAUUUAGAUCAAAGACGCGGACGUCAAAAACGACGUGAAAAUGGCGUGGCAUAUCCAUACAUGGGCACAAUAUGCCAUUUUCACGUCGCCUUGGACGUCCGCGUCCUCGAUCCAAAUCAGUCUGUCUGUUUGUAUUAUCAGACAACCUAACUUCAACACACAGCGAUGGAAACAUCGUACAUAUAUACAUGAUUAUCAAAUCACUAUAGCCAUAUGUGUUUUUAUUUUUUGUCUUAUUUUCUAGUUUCCAGGGAACAGUCCUUUUCCUAUUUAAAUUAGUCGCCCUUAAUACGAGAAGUUUACUUCGUCCAGACGUUUAAGACAUCCUCUAAUGCAAAUACUGUCAAUUUAUUAUUAUACAGGUGACAGGAUGCGUAGAGAUUAAUGCAAGAGAAUUAGUUGACCCUGUGACAGAAUGGCUUUCUGUAAGAAAUAAAUGCUAUCUACAAAUUCAAGCCACAUUUACUGAAACGUCUACUGGAGUUAAACUGAAAGAAAACGCUCGAAGUUCUUAUAUGGUCAAAAAAUCCAAAACCAUGUCAUUUACUAACAUUCCGCAAAAGUUCAAACCUGGAUUUCCUGUUACUUUUAAGGUAUCGAAAUUGAAUCAUAUUCCAUAUGCUCUUCAGAUCAUUGUUGAACAUUUCAGAAAAAAAAUUAAAAAAACAUUUUUCUUUUAAAUCGGUCAACUCUGCCAGCAGAUCGAUAGGGUGUCAAUGGAUAAACUGCUUGCGCCUACUAUACUAACAUCAUAGUGAACGAACUCGAAUACUUAAUUACAAAACCCCUACCUCAUCUGCAAUUUUAAAAUUCUAUACGGUUGUUACAGUGUGUUAAGCCCGUUCUCAUGCACUAGGCAAAUUUGUUCGCGCAAACAGUGAAAAAGUAGGAACUGAUCCAACUUUUUCGCGGCAAAUUUUCUUGCUGACCAAUCACAUUGCGAAGAUUUGUUUUUCGGUUCGCUUCGCGUGAAAAAUUUCGCGUUAAAAUACAACUUACGGAAGAAAUAUUUUCUAAUGGAAUAAACCACUGAAAAUGAUUUUAUGAAAGCUGUAGAUCCUCCACCAAAGAAACAGGCUUCUGUUGUCUAUUAAUUUACUUUCCCGCUUUUUAAGGGGACAAGUAAAUCAAUAAACGAGAGAAGCCUGUUCCUAUAUUCUAUAUUUAUACUAUAUUUUCCGUUGAAAUUAUUUCCCUCUUGUAAUACCAUAUAUAAGAAUUUAAAAAUUCUUAUAUAGUGACAAAACAUGAAGAUGUCUGAUAUACAGUAUAACAAAAGUGAAAUAACAUUCUCAUUCCAGCGAUUCUCAAAUAUAAGAGCUUAUUAAUUCAUGUGAACACUUGAGUAAUUCCAAUUCAAUAUUGAUUUUCCAUUUAUUAGCCAAGCUCCUAGGUCUGAAAUACUGUUUUUCACCAGUAGUAUAACUAUUGAUAAGUCUAGAGCCUGCAUGGCCGUUGCUAUUAUAAAUGGAAGCUUUGUACUAAGCCAACUCUUAUAGCCACUUCUUAUUAUUAAAGCGUCAAAGGAACUGAUUAACUUACAAUUCAAGUACGUGCAUUGGCAUAUUCCUUAUCACCUACGAAAUGUUAUAUCACAUGCGCUAGUACGUACUUGUGCAUACACCUAGUGUACAACUUGUAAAAUUUAAAUGCAAAGUAUUAAGCAUUAUUAUCAGUUUAAUAUGGCUAAUUUGUCCUUGCCACAAGUAAUUUUUCAUGACAGUAAAUGUUGCGACAGUUCAUGCAUCAUGUUUUUAGUCGCUGAAACAUGUUUUUAGUCCUAGUUUUCACCUUGUCGAGAGAAUGACUAAAAAUUUUUCGAGAUGAUAUCUCUACAAUUGACAGAGUUAUUCUUUCCUUCAAGAUUAGAAUCAAUCAUCUGGAUGGAAAACCUGUGACUACUGGCAGACUUACACUUGAAGUCUCUGGACAUCGCCUUAAUAAAUGGUGGCCUGGAACUUUAUUUCGGCAAACAUAUUCUGUUAGGAAUGGUUUGAUACCUGUCGUUGUCAGCUAUGUACCGAUUGACACGUAUACUCUCAAUUUUAAGGUAAGAAUUUGUUUUAUUGAUUACUGUACCAACUGGUUUUCAUCAUGUGCAUGUCCUGAGAAAACGCUUUUGACAUUUGAAACAUUUGUUUGUUAUAAAUGUCAGAGCAUUCUUGUCCACUUAUAGUAUCUUGAACUAGCUCAUGAAUCCCUUUGGCUAUUCUGCUCCCCAAAUUUCAUUCAGGGUCCAUUGAACCCUUUCUCCCCACCAAUCAAAUCUUUUGUUCAACAAUCACCUUCAUAAUAAUUUGCUUUAUUGUUUUCUUUCAAACAUUUUAGGCCAACUACAAUUCCGGUCAGCUAGAGAAGAGUAAAUCUUCUAAAGCUUUGUAUUCCCCAAGUUUGUCUUAUCUGACAUUGGUUUUACCUGAGAAUGCAACAGCAAAGGUAAAAAAAUUAUAUCCCAUUACCUGCUUACUCGGUAAUCUCACAAUAGCAGAUUGAUAUAGGAGUGUUCAUGCACAAUAUUAUUUGACUCCUCUAAAUAUUUUAUUUUAUUUCAAAAUAUUCACUUACGAGAUAGAAGGCAGUUUCCAGCUUCUAGUCUUUAUAUUAAUUUCUUUUAGGUUGGGAGUCAAGGAUCUGUGAAUGUUUUGUAUACCGUUCACAAUGAUAAGCUGGAAGAGAUUCCCUUUCACUAUAAGGUAUUGUUGUUUCGAUUAUGUUCAGGCGCAAGAUGCUAAAGAGUGCUCUAUAUCAUAUGGAUGGAGCGCGAUAGUGUAGUUUUUAUGCAAAACAAAUAUUGUAUGAAAAGUUACUUUUUGACAUUAUUUAGACACCGCGUGUACAUUUUGGUUGCCAGCCGCUUUAUUUCUUUUCUAUUGGUAUCAAUUCUAAUCGUCGGGUCCAAGUUGGAAAAACUACGAAAGCAAAUUAACGGGAAUAAAUUAUUGAACCGAAAGUUUGUCGUUUCAUAUCUAUCUCCUGAAUUUCUAUACAAUUUAGGUGGUUAUAAAUCAAGAGUUUUAUCGUAUCUUAUAUUUACAUAGACAAUUUAGGGCAGAAUUGUGCAACAUUUAAAUCCAUGCGUUUCCUUGCACAUAUAAAUAAACUGAUUUAAAAGAGAGCGAGAACCAUUUAAAAAAUAAACCGAGAAUCAUUUAAAAUAAAAAUCUAGUUUAUGAAGUUCCAACUAGACCAAUAACCCCUCUGGAGCUAUAAUUUUCUCGUCUUUUUUUACUUCAUUAUGUUAAACGACUUCUAUGUCAGCUAUCUGUAUGAGAUUUUACUUUUCACUAAUUUGAGAUGCAUGGUGAAUGACAGUUCCCGAUCGGUGUCCAUUAAUUUCAUCCCAUUCCAUAAUUUCGUUCCCAGUGGAAAUUCGUACUUCCGGGUGGGAGAUUCCUAGUAUACCCCCCCCCCCCCAUUUAUGAAAUCUUCGCCUGCCUCCCUUUAGAAACGUCGCCUUUUUUGCACACAAACUAUAUAUUUGUAUAUCCUAGUCUUUGACCUCUUUAUUAAUUCUCUUUUUAGAUUCUGUGUAAAGGGAAUCUGAUACUAUCUGGUGUCAGCAAAGUCGCUCGGGAUAGACGUCUCAGCUCGAAUAGAAACCAAAGAUCUUUUACUUAUAAUGGUAGAACCAUACAAAGAGCAAGUGUCAACAAAUUUGAACUUAAGUUCAACGUUACCCAGGAUAUGGUUCCCAGCUGUAGAAUUCUGGUCUACUAUAUCAAGAAGGAUAAAGAGACCGUUGGUGACAGUAUUGUGUUUGACGUUGAAGACAAGCUUGAAAAUCAGGUAAGAACUUUUAAAGUUAAAUAUACUUUUCCUUGCUUCUCAGCUUUGAAGAAUUAAAUUUGAUCUCUCGUAGAAUUAGGUUCAUGAGCGAACGUUUCGACGUUUCAAACUGGUAUCGUUGUUAAAGUAGGUCAAAAUCCGGCGCUUGUCCCCAAGAUCAUGUUGUAAUUUUUCCCCUACAUCCCAUUAGUACUUAGUUACUUACUUAACACGAGUGUGACAUCUUUGAUAGCUUGCUGGCAGUAGCCAGGGCCGUAUAUCUAGGCGCGAUAAUUCGCGUGUGUAUAUUCAUAUUUUCAUGUUUACAUGCCUUAAAAGCAAUUGCUUACAAUAGAAAUCGGUCGAACAAAACACGAAUGGCUAUAUAGGCCCUGGCAAUAGUCUGUCAUAAGAAGAUUGAGCAUAAAUUUCAUUGUCUUGAAUUAAUUAAACUGAAACUGGAAAUUUGCCAUUACUCAGAGACUAACUCAUAGAUUCGCUAAAUUGAUAUUAAUAGGCAGGGUGAAAGAAUAAUUGAAAAAGCGUUUUCUAAUUAUUAUAAGAAAAACAGGAGGUCAAUUCCCUGCUUUAAACGCCUUUGUUAGGUCACGAUCAUGUGACAUUCAAUCUAACAAUCUAAUACAUAGGCAGACGACGUGCCGACAUUUAAAGUGCCUAUGUCACUUGUGGGAACAUUAUGGAUUUGAGAAGAGCGUAAAAAUUUAGUUAAUAAGAUCUAAAGCUAGCUGUUUUUGAUUUGGUGCAAUAGUUUUGAGGAUAUAAGCCUUUAAACAACGGACUGUUCUUGAGUCCAGUCUUCUGGGGUCCAACCAUUGCUAUUGAAUUUUGCCAUUUUUAUAACUGUCCAUUGUGCGUAGGGGGCCUGAAACUGUAGGUAUUUUAGAGACCUAUAUCUUCGAAAUUAUUGCACAAAAUCAAAAAUGUUCUGAACUUGUUAACUAACAUUUUACGCUAUUUUCAAAUCCAUAAUGUUCCCUCAAGUGAUAUAGCAACUUAAAAAAAUAGACAUUGGUUUGGUUUACCAUUUCAAUAUAUUGUCUCUUUCAGUUACUAUAAUUAUUUAUCCUGAAUUUAUCGCCUAAACUUAUAAGUUGACGGUAAACAUGUUCAAUUACUUUUCGUUCAUUACAUGGAUACAGCGUGCAUGCACGAUGAUGAUAAUAGAGCUAUGGAUAUAUUAGCACCAAAAUAGUCUGGUUUCCAAGUCACCAUUAACGAAAGUUGGACAAUGAAAUAUAUGAAAGUAAUUAUUUUGCUAAAGAAGGAUUCUCUCUAUAGGUAUCGGUUGAUUUUGUUGAGACGUAUAAAAGGCCUGGUCGGAAAACGAAGAUCGUAAUGAAAGCAAAACCUGGAUCUCGUGUAGCAAUUUCUGCACUUGAUAAAAGUGUUCUAUUGCUGAGAGAUUCUGAAGAUGUGACGAAAGAAGAGGUGUGUGAUUAAAUGUUUAUUAUCGCGGUAUAAUUUAGACCAUAGAUAGCUUUCUGACCGAGUCAAAAUGCUCUAUUAGGAAGCAUCCGGCAACCGCCUUAUGAUCAUUGUGUGCAUGAACAGCGCCUUUUUUUUUUUGGGGGGGGGGGUCCAUAAUCUCAGAUGCAUCACCAAGGUUCCUUUUAUUAAACACCAAUCGGAAGGGUAAUUUCUCGUCCUGUUUAGUAAAAUUCUCACUAAUAUACGUACCUCAAUCUGCCUUAUAAAUGUUAUGCCUUGCUUCGCUCAAGUAUGUUCAAGUGUCAUGAAUAGUUUUUUUGGCAACCAGUGUAGUUAUCAACAUCUGUGAUUCUUCACCCUUCAAAAGAAGUUAUAUAUGUAAAGGGAUUGAAACCAAGUAAUACACUAGACUAUGCCAUACAAUAUUGACAAAACUAAUUAACUUAAUAAACAUUAAUUCUUGAAAACUCAAGCAGUUAUUUCGAAUUUUUCUCCUUCCUUGUUGUGUCGUUAACUAGCAUAGCAGGCGUGCCAACGUUGAGUCGAGCUAGCGUUAAGAACAGCGUUAAAGCCAGGGUGACAUCAGCAACAACGGACACCGGUGAGGUUGCCUUGCAACACCAUACCAACCAGUGUCGUAAAACACGUUGGUUUAAAAUGUAAUAACAGUUCUAGAUUUUCAUAUCCAUCUCUAGGUAAUGAGUAUUCUUAAUCGACAAGACAUUGGUCCAAUGAACUCUCGUCGCUAUUCAAAAUGUAAAUCCCCUUCAAGAAUGCCUCUUGAAACAGAUGUUUCGGAAAUAUUUAACGUAAGUAUGAAAAUAAUAUUUCUUUUUGACCAUUAUUUUGUUUCGCUGAAUGGUGUUUUAUAGUCUGUAUGGGCAAGUGACAUUCAUUAUCUUCCACCCACUGUAGUCGCGGAUACUCCACCCAGCAGUACUAAAAAUUUCCUUUGUAGGCACAUCAUCUACCACUGGAAAGCUUGAUCGUCCAAUAGUGGACAGGCUACUAUCAUUAAUUUAUUCUGCCAUUUUUUUGUGUACUGCCUUUCCCACGUUUGAGAGCCACCGAACCAUGAAAUACAACCUUUUAUUAUUGUAGUUGUUUGUAUACUGGUACCUUUACAGUUAUAUUUUUGAAAAGUCAUUUUUUACGUUGUUUAAAGUGUCUUGAAUCUUCCACUAGGUGACGAAUGCUAAUUGCAUGGGUUCUUUCCAAAUACUGCGAUCAUUAGCUGAGCUCAAAAAUAGACAUGACCAAUUUGGUUCUAGCUAAUUAUAUAUGGUUGUAAAAUUUCUGUGAGCCCUUCAUUAGCGAAUUUUCUGUUUCAAGUACUUUAUCUAAAUAUAAGCAAUUUUGUGAAAUAUGCGUGUCUGUUUUGUUUAGAAAAGAAGAGAAGUAAUUGCACACAGUAUACUGCAUAGAGUGCGCUAUUGCAUGUAAAUUAUUAUUUAUUUAAAAAAUUCGUUUUUUUCUGAUUGGCUAACAGCGAACUGUGAAAUUGUCAUAUCAACUCAAUGGCUAACCAAAUACGGAUUUUUCACAUUCAUAAUAGCAAAAUGACGUCAAAGAGUCAAUAUGAAAAAAAUUUGGACGCGUUUGCGCGAUAUUGCUAUGACAACGAGAAUCAUAUUGACUCGCUGACGCCAUUGCUAUGACGACGACGGCUGCCGAUGGACUAAGGAAUUGUUUUUUCAGUCUUAAUACAAAUAAAAUACAAAUGGCUUCUUCUACUGAAAGGUUUGCAAACCUUGCCAAAGCCGAAAUUCAAAAAUUUCUGUAAGAUAAAGAUUCGUUAAAUACAAAAAGAUCAACAAAAGCUUCUAGAAUAGGUAAGAACACUCAGUUUCCUAAUUUUUUUCCUUAUUUAUAACGUGAGGUGAGCAAAGAAAUAGAUGACCGUUUGUUUUGAAUUUUUAAAAUAAAUAAUAAAACAAUUAUUGAAUUCGGUUUUCGCACAAUAUGAAGAAUUACCAAGCCCUCAGUUUGCCGUUAUCAACCUCAGCCUUCGGCUUUGGUUGAUAACGCAAACUUCGGGCUGGAUAAUAAUUCUUCAUAUUGUGCUCAACCUCAUUCAAUAAUUGUUAAAUGUUAAACAUUAGCGUUAUAAAUGGCUAACAGCGGAAAUAUAGUAAAAAAUAUAGAAUGCAUGUUUUAAUUAUAUUAACUUAGUGUGCCAUUUGCCAACAUUGCUGGGAAGCCGAUACACAUAUGUUGCACAAUAUUUAAGCAGGUCCGCAAAAUGAACAUGUUCUUGAUGUGCCUGCACAACCACGUUCCCAGGGCUUUCGUGUAAAGACGAGCGGGGAGAAGAGAAAGCCAUCGUCUGGCCCGGUCACGUAAUAUGGGCAUAUUUGACAGAUACUCGUCAAGGAGGGGCGAUUUAUUCUGACUGAACUAUACUGGCUUCCGAAACAAAAACUGCUGAACACCCAAGACACUUCUCAAUCGAUCGAUAUUAUUUACGAAUCAGCUGAAAUAUCUGAAGACACCGUCGAUGUUUUCUUCGAUAUACCGAUAUUUCUGGUGAUUUUCAAUUACAGUGACAGGCAGAGGCGCAACUGUUUGCCUUCAUUAGUUUGCGUUUCAAAUUUGCUUUCUCUAGUCUCCAAUAAUAUGGCUUUGCUGCUUCUGGUGUUAGUCUGAGUGUAUUUCCACACCGGGCAGGCUUGACUAUACCUGGCAGCGGUCGGAAUCAAACCUACGAACUUUGGAAUACCAGUCCAAUGCUCCGCGAGCUGAGCUACGCGGUCAGGUCGGUUCGAGUAUGUGAUAUUUCGAAACUGAGGGUAGUUCCUUCGAUAUCAGUGUAAUGUAAUAAUCAUGAUAUUUGCUAUGUUAUUUCCUAACAUAGCAAAUAUCAAUAUGGUUUUGCGUUUGAAAUUUAGUUUAAAUGUGCUCUUAGUCUUAGAUUUAGUUCGAUAUACAGUAGAGAACACUAAUAUAAAACCUCCCAUAACCUGUUUACGCUGUACAGGAAAUACAGCUGGGCCUACUUAUUAUUUCGAGACCAACACUUACAGUUUGUAACGAUAGUAGGAUAUCCUUGUGGGUUCCCUGUGACACUCGGCCAGGGGAAUGGAGAUAGAACAAUACGGCGGACAGUCAGAAUUUUAUCCACGAGCCGACGGCGCGAAGCGCCGUGCGAGGGUAGUAAUUCCACCCGGCUAUUUACACCCGGCGAAAGGAACACUAAAGUUCAUCAAAUAUCGUGGGCGCAUGGCCACCGUUCAUCGUUCAUGGGUGGUCAUCCUCACUGAUCACAAAAUAUAUAGCGGACUGUCGUGAAUAGUGAACACUGAUUGGUCAAAUUUGAAAUGUGCAUUAUAACGACUGCAUUGACGACAGCGAAAUAACGAACAUUUCUUGCAAUUAAGUUGUAUUUUUACAAGAUUUUGUAAAUUUCAAAACCCUUCUGAAAGCCAAAAAACGUCUAAAAACGUCUGAAAGAAUAGAGCAAAGUCGCGGACUUUAAUGAAGGCAAGUUUGUUUUAAAUAUUGAUGUAUUGUUUGUUUUAUAAUUGAUAUAUUUAUAACUGAUAGUGGUGGGCGAUACUUCGAAUAUCAAACUGAUAGUUAAUAGCGAUACUAUCAUUGCGUAUAUAUAAAGUGAAAAAAGAAACACCACCUACAGCAUAUAAUUUCAGUGUAGUUUUAUUAAUUACCCUUUCUUUUGUAUAUUAAAGUAUUUAAAUAAAGAGGAAAGCAAAGUUAUUUUUAUGCGAGAAUUUGAAAUUAGUUUAUUCCAAACUCAAUGUUUACCGAUAAUUCGAUAAAAGACCGAUUAGUUUUAAGAACAUUUUAAAACGUUGUGCGAAUCGUUUGUGGUUGAAUUUUACAUGAAAUUGAAGCUUAUGUUACGCAUAAUAGCAUACCUAGCAUAAAUAUCUUUGGAAAAUUGAUAAUUUUGUUAUUAAAAGCGAUAUUUUGGGGGGAUUUCUCAAUUUUUGCUAGAAAUUACAUGCAUGCAAAAAACCUUCGCUUUACUGACAAAACAUUAUGUUUUCUGAAUAUGAAAGUAGUUGUCAUGGUAACACUAUUUUAAGAAUAAUUUUACUAGAAAUUCAUCCAUGCAGUACCUCCUCGCCGAUAUUUUCCAAACAUUGAUGAAUCUUGAAAUUGAUGAAUCUUUAAAUUGGCAAGUACAUAUUGAAACCAUUUGUAAGAAGAUAAGUGCAGGUCUUGGGGCGUUAAAGCGGAUUCGAACUUUUGAACCCCAAAACACAUUGAUCCUGAUGUAUAAAGCCUUAGUGUUACCUUACUCAGACUAUUGUAGUGAGGUUUGGGGCUGCCUAGGUAAAACCCUCUCUGAAAAACUCCAAAAACUGCAAAACAGAGCCGGUAGGAUAACCUCACGAGUUGUAAACUUCACGUACGCGUGUUCGUCAAGAUAUAUAGGAAAACAGAAAUGUAUAGUUUACAAAGAAAGAAAAAUAUGCUACCAGGAACACCAAAGGUUGUUAAAUGUUCAGUUAGGCAAAGGCUUGAAACUGAUUGUGGUCUUUGCUCGAGAUACCCUUCUAUGAAGGAGUGUUUGCCAAUAUUAGCAUGUAAAAGAGAUAUACAAGUGCAUCUCCGGCGUUUAAACUUAUGUAGACAAGCAGUAGCAUCAGAAGGCGAUCUUAUUCUAUUAAGAUCGGGCAUAUUUGGUAGCAACGGGGAGGGGUUAACAGUAUGUCCACGACACAGAGAGAAUCUUGGUCUUUCCUGGCUCCCAAAACGUGGGUGCGCACACCCUCUUCACGGAUCCUCGAAGGCAAAACCAGAGAGGGGUGUUACAAAGAAAAUGUCAAUGGAAAUUAAUGACAUUUGGGAAAGGUUUGUUUCAGUUGGUUCUGGUAAGUGAUCUUUUCAAUUUGUCGUAAAUUAAUAUAAAUUAUAAUUAUUAAUUUUUGCAGCAUAUAAUUGCACGGGUAAAAUGAAUUCAAAGAAUUGUUGAUAGUUCCCACUAAUUAAGUCUAGAAUGGUGCAGCUUGAACGCCAUAAGGAAGUGAGAGCAUCCAACCUGGUUAUAAUUACAUGAUUGUUAGGACAUGCGAAGUACGAAAAAAAAGAUAGAUUAAAGAAAAAUAUAAAUAGUCUUUAUUUCGGCUACGCUCACAGCAGUCCAUGGGAUUGGCGCUCUAGUGGUAGAGAUUCCAACUACUGCGUGCCGUAUGCUCUGGAGUCUGGUUCGAUACGUGGUAAAAACGUUUUAUUCGCUUUUUUGUAAUUUUUACUAAAGUCUAAAACAACAUAAUUAUAUCCCAGUGAACUUCCAGUAGUUUACCAAUAGCAACAAGUGCUCGACAUCUAACUUACAAACACCAGCACUCUUACUAAGGCGUAAAAAAAAUACCUGUGGUUCCGGUUUCAUAUCGCAAAAAAAUUAGGGUCGGUAGGUCGGAAAUAAUUUUUUUUUUAAUAUUUUUUUUCAUGGUUUUUUCAAUAAUUAGUGUGACAACAGACGCCAUUUUGGCAGCAACCCGCAACUACCCGGAGAAAAUAUGGUCGCACGGUCAAUCCAGUUGAAAAAAUAAUAGGGUCGGCAGAAAAAAAUAGGGUCGGUCGAGAACCGGAACCACAGAUAUUUUUUUUACGCCUAACUGAUAUUUUGUGGUCUAAAGGAUAUAUUUUCAAAAGUUUAGGAAUAUAGGUUUUAUAAUGAUAUUCGUAAUUAAAUAAUUUUGACUAAUAAUAAACACCAUAAGAUUUUAUGCAUUCACAUAAUAGGUAUAUGCAGACUAUGCAGAGAAAAGCAUAAUGAAGAAGUUAAUAAGAAGGUCGAAGGAUCAACACUGGAUACAGACGAGGAGGUAACGUGUUUCGAAUAAACAAAUACAGCAGUUUUUUACUUUUACAAAGUAACAUUCAUAUUCAAGACUGGACCUGGGUCCAUAGGCAUAGACGAAUUUCCAGGGGGGGAGGGAGUACAGUAAGUGAUGAUGCGCCGCCAAGCAAGCUGCAGUAGGCAUCUGCGACCACAGUCACUAGCAAAUUCAAGCUUAACAAAGCAUUACCAAUAGUUUCCUAUUAAAAGGAAACGAACUUGUGGUUAUUUUCAUAUUCAGACAUUUAAAGAAGAAAAAUGUGAAGAAUCUUAUUCAGCAAACACAAUGACUAUGGAUGUGGAAAACUGCAAAAAGGUAUCAUUGAUAUAUUUAGAAAUUUAUUAGUGAAUUAUGAUCGAUCAAAAGAACAGUUGGUUUAUCCAUUAACCCAUUUGCUUGCUCUGACGGCUCUGUAUACAGUAUAUGAAUAUAUCAAAGAUACAUAAACAAUUUCGGAAACAAUGUCGUUUUAAGUUUCAAUUUGGUAUCUUUUGUCAGCGUUCUUCCGCAAGUGCAACAACGACAACGAUUGUGAACACAUGUAAAAUCCAUUUUGAAGAUAGUUUUCGGUCUAACGAUGACUCAGUUAUCAGCCUUGACAGUGGACCAGAAUAUUCCCCUACACCUCAAAAAGGUCACCAACUUGUUUCUAUAAACAACUUGAUCAGAAGGGUUCAUGGACGAGAUGUGAGUCCUAUCAGAGCACAACUCCGUUCCCCAAUUAGAGACGUCUCGCAAAGUACCACUCGAUACUACAAAAGGAAAUCAUUACAAACUUGUAUUGCUACCUUAGAAUGCAUCGCACCGGGUCAGUCUAAUGAACUCUUUGAGAUAAUUUCCAUCGACAAAUUUGAACGAAAUACAGUUGCUCCCGAGAAAGAAGUUGUCCAGAAGCUUGUAGCCUUGUACCAAGACACAAGUUCGAGGACCACUCGUUUGGAAAUCCUCUCAAUAUUUUCCCAAGAUUACUCAAAAUCACAACUCAAGCAAAUGAUGCCAGGAAUAAUUACGUGGCGAAUAGAAAACAUGCAGCACUUUAUGGAGCAGGAACGGCGAAGAGAUACCUAAAACAUAUCGAACACGUUUGAAUCCAGCAAAAGUUGAUCAUUUUAUUGAUUUCAUCUCUCAACCACAUUUUCUACAAGAUGUUGCAUUCGGCACUAGGACUCUAAAACUCUCGAAUGGAACAACAAUGGAAAUUCCAAACGUCGUAAGAACAGUUACAUCUUCGAGAUUAGUAGACCUUUAUAUUGCAACUUGCAAGGAAAACGAUUUUGAAUACUUAGGGAAGUCAACUUUAUUCAGUAUUUCAAAGGUAUUUACACAAAAUAUUGUUCAUCUUUCUUUUUUCUCUCGCCUUCUUUUGUUUUUCUGUGAAUAUUAUUGGAAAAAAAAUUUUGUUUCUCUUUAAAAGGCCUGUGCUGCAUCAAAGCAGAAAUGUCUUUCUGGACUUGACAGCAUUACAACUGAAGGAAGCUCUGCAAUUGAAUCAUUAAAAGAAAUCGUCAUUACGCUGGGAAAACACUGUAAAUGAAAACUACUUUAAAGUGAUUUGAUUGAGAUGAAAUUAAAAAGACAUAAUGAGAGAAGGGGAGCGGGGAAAAAAGAGAGAAAACUCAAAAUACUCCAAUACACAAAAAGCGCAUAAAAAAUUAACAAACAAGCAAUAGACAGAAAGUUAGAUACACAAACAAGAAGGAACUGCAAUAGAAACAAGGAAGAUCAAAUAAAGAAACCAAUAUACAAUAAUGAAGAAUUUUUUUUUUGGGGGGGGAGUGAACAAAAGAAAGAAGUAGGAAAACAGAGGUAGAUGCAGAAGAGAUUUAAGACUUGAAACAUCAGCAAAUUCUAUUUCUUUAUCUAAGGUAUGUCAGCGUCAUGGGUUAAAGAAACUCAAGAAAGCCUGUGUCAAAUCAGGCACUACCUGAAGUCAGAUUUCAAGAUACAUAUCAGUCUUGAAAACCAAUGUGCAGAUCAUUAUUGUCGCACAUAUGCUCUAUCGGAUUCUACGUUGGAAUACAAGAAGAAAUGCUUUCACAAGCACAACAUGACAUGUGAUCGCUGUGACAUGUCAAAGACACAUUGUCUGCUAUAAGAACUGCUGUAUCAUCAAAGAGUGUAACAAUGAGGUUAGUAUCCUUUUACGUGAACAUUUUUCACUGGCGAAAUAGUUUAAAGCAUGGGGUUGUAAAUUAUUAUUUGCAUAUUUUUACAAUUAUCAUGGUUAGUUGAUUGUUUGAGUACGGAUUUGUCUUUAAAGUGAAGAAACCAAUGAGGAGACAGUGCAUGACUUAGAUGCCGCAGUCCAAAAGAUUCAGUUUUGGAAAGAACACAUACACCAGGAUAUACAGCAAAGAACAUUAUUCUUGAAGAAAUGAAGCCCAAUCAAGUGCUAAUUAUUAUGGACUGGGCAAUGCAAUUUUUGCCUGUAAGUUAUAGAGAAACACAGUCCGAAUGGUUUGGGAAGAAAGGUCGUCCAUGGCAUGUUUGUGCCGCAAUAUUCAAGAAACCAGAUGAAGAUUUUGAGGAAUAAGUAUGUCCUGUUUUUGUGUUUUCAAUUUGCACAGAGCUUAGUUGGCAACAGAGUUUCAUCAGUUUGACACACGAGAAAAUUUGAGUUUAAAUAUUUUUUCUUUGCAAGAAUAGGUCAAAACAUUUUUCCAUUUGUUCGACAAUUGCACGCAAGAUUGGUUCUCAGUGGCAUCGAUUAUCGCAGAUGUCUUGUCAAAUUUAAAAGAAAGCUAUCCCGAAAUUUCCGAAGCAUUUCUUAGAUCCGAUAAUGCAGGAUGUUAUCACUGUUGCUCCGUUAAUGCUUUCUAUUCCAGGGAUUUCCAAACGAACUGGGAUUGAAAUUAGGCGGUACGACUUCAGUGAUGCACAACCUGGAAAAGAUAUCUGUGACAGACGAAUAGCAUGCGUGAAAAGCCACAUACGCCAUUUUUUAAAUGAAGGGAACAACAUCAACACUGCAUCUGAUAUGAAGAAAGCUCUUGAUUCCUACGGCGGCGUCAAAGGGUGCAGAGCUUCGGUGGUUAGUAUCAGCAGAACCAAACAGCAAAUCGCAAAGCACAAGUGGACAGGAAUAACACUGUUCAACAACUUUGAAUUUCUGAAAUCAGGAAUUAAAGUGUGGAAGGCGUACAAAAUUGGCAAAGGAAAGUUGAUCAAGAAAGCAGAUAUUAAGCAGAUGGCAUGUACUCAAGGAGCAACAGGUUUAAUAUCACAAGAAUCGUACACUAUCUCGGAAAAUGAUAAGGGUUUGCUCUAGAGGUGUGCGUCAGAUCGGAUUGACCUCUCUCAAUCCGAUGGUUUGUCUAAGUUCUCAAUCCGAAUCCGAUCCGAUCCGAAGAUGAAAAAAGUAAUCCGAUCCGAUCCGAUCCGAAACAAUGUUUAUAAAAUCCGAUCCGAUCCGAUGCUAAAAUUCGUAAUCCGAUCCGAUCCGAACUUAAGUUGUGUACGCUGUACAGCGUGCGUUAAUUAUUAUGAACGUAUUUUUUCAUGAUCAUAAACGAUAUAUUGGAAAUAAUGAAUUUCUAGCAAAAAUAAACAGAUACGAAUCCGAUAAAAAUUGCAGGGCGAUAUCAUCAGGGCGAUACGAUUUGAAUAGCCGAGGCCCGAGGGGAGAUUGGGUGGCAUAAUGGCAUUCGUUAUUCGCGAUUUCGCGAGCGAGCAAAACGUUACUUUGACUUUGUAGUUUGUAUGGACUAUAUGGAUUAUGGAAUUACUUUUAUGCUCAAAUCCAUUGUGAAUUCUGAUGCCAUUUGUAACGUAAAAAGUGGAAUACAGCUGCAGAAUAUAGAACUUUCUCAAUUUGUAAAAAUAUUCGAAUAAUUCGACGUGAUACAAGAAAAAUCAAAUCCGAACCGAUCCGACAAAAAACCUGCAAAAUCCGAUCCGAUCCGACAGAAACAAAACGAAAUCCGAUCCGAUCCGAGUAAUUUACUGUCCGAAUCCGAUCGGAUCGGAUUCGGAUUCGGAUCGGAUUCGCACACCUCUACUCCCUAAUGUCAAUUCUGUAACUUUGGCAAGCAUUACAGGCAGCUUAGGACAAAUGAAAACCACCUAUUGUAAUUCAUCAGGGAAUAUCGCAGGUAGUCAUGAUAAAUAAAAAAAAUUGUUCUGUUGCGGUGGGAGUCACAGACACUCUGCGAUAUUAAAACAAAUGAAAACCCUCGCCGGUGGAUCCAGCAAGGUUUUUCUAGGGGGGUGCUGGGUGAGCAGCCGACUGUUCCUUUAUAAUUCUUUAGGGGGUUGUGCCAUAUUUCUAAAUUUGAUUUUUUUGCACCCCCCUUGUACCCCUGUUGACCAAAGCCAACAGGGGUGCGCACCCCCUGUGCACACUGGAUGGAACCCUGAGUUCUAAUUCCAUCCGGAACUGACAGAAGCUGCAUGGCUGGAAUCAGAACUUUGUCUUAUUAGGCAGAUAUAAUAUUAAGUGUUUUUACUGAUGGGCAUCAACCAUAUAUUUAACUGAUGGCAUUACUUGACAUGCAAACUGCAUAAGAAACAAAAGCAGACCAUAUCUAGGUUUCUUAAAAGUCAAAUGCUUAAAUGUUCAAAUGAACCAAUUUAGCUAUUAAAAUAAAUGUACAAUUAUAACAAUGGUAUGACAAUUAGCGUUUUCAGUAGAAGAGUUUAUUAAUGGUUGAGCUGCAAUCGGAAUUUGCCUGAUUAUUGAAUUAUUAGUAGACAAUCAGAAUCCGUAAAGGUUCCCAUAUAUAUUUUGCAAUUGUGCAUAAUAACCGAUUAAAAGUAAAAAAUAAGUAAAAAUAAUCGUUUUAUCAAUUUGCCAAGCUGAAGAAUAUUGAAUUCUCUUCCGCAAAGACAGGAACUGCUUUAGUGUGUUGAAAUUUAUUUUCUCUAAUUGUCAGUAACAAAAUGACUUAAGUCAUUAAGUGAUGCAUUAAAUGAUAUUUUUACCAGGUUAUUUUGGCAGGAAAGCCCGAUUUAUUCCAAUUUGCGUGCAAAAUGAAUGACGUCAUUCGACCGGUUUUAAUGACAAAGUAGGGUGCAUUAGGGCGCAAUGCAACUGAAUGAGUUAAUGUGGAGUUAUGAGCUUGGAAAUCAGGGGCUUGUUGUUAAUUAUAGUUAGUGAUCAAUCAGAAUGGUGCAUUUUAGGGUUUACUACAACAAUUUAGCCACGAAACAGGUAGUUAAAAAGUAGGAGUUUUAUACAACUGGCCCCAGGGGAGGUUAUGACGAAGGAAUAGUAAUUGGUCGCCAUUUGUGGAGAGAAGGCGCACAUGAUGCUCUUCGAAGACGUCACCAGCUUGGAAAAAAAGGUGCUCUGAAUAAACAGGUGAUGCUGGACAUAACAAUUAGUCUGGGAAUAUUAAUUUCUUCCUUCCAGAAGUUUGAAGGAUCUUUGCUUUGUUCAAUGGUGGGAAUGGCAACUUCUGUCAACUUCGCUUGCCAAUUGUGAUAGACUAAGUUGGUCUGGUUUUUGACUUUCCUCUAUUUCUUCAUCAGAAUUUUCAUAUUCAUUGAAAUCAUCGUAGCAUUGUUGUUGAAUUUUCAGACUUGCUUCUGCUUGAUUUUGCUGCCUUGAUGGAAACAUGGAGUUCUUAACCCGCAUCUGUUGUCUGCUUACUAUCAUUAACAGCAGCCGACAAUACUUGCUUUUCUUCUACAAGCCACUUUUUGGCCUUUUCCGUGUUGUCAAGGAAGCGAAACUUGUAAUGUCGAUCACCUACAGUUAUGAGGACAUAAUUCGUAUCAUUCUUUAUAUUAAGAUUGUCGAGUGAACUCGAAAAAAUCAUUGUCGGAAGGCGUUACGCAAUUCUGUUUUAGUAUAGUCAUUGCCAGACUUAGACAAUUAUCAAUCAAGGGCGACCACCACAUGAGGAGUAACGUCACCCAAUGUUGACUGCUCAGAACUAGUGUCUGCACAAAGUGUUAACACACGUAUUCAUUGUUUCACUAUUCUUGGCUUUAGGCCUUUAGCCCUGUUCUUACUGUUGUCCUACUUGUUGAACUUGUUAUUGAAGUUGCAUAUUACAUAGUACAGUAUUUAACACCAAGCAAGACAAUGAAGACAUUAGCCGAAUUCAUAUUAGAAGACGGAUUUCCGUCUAAGACGGGAAACUCGUCUUGAUAUAAAUUCGGUUAACGACGGGUUUUCCGUCUCAACUUUUCCGUCUAACUUUCCCGUCUGAACGACGGGAAAGUUAGACGAGUUUCUCGUUUUAGACGGAAAUCCGUCUUAAAUUUAUAUCAGACGAAUAAAUCAAGACGGGUUUCUGCUCGUAACGUUCAAUAGAGACUGGGAUGGAGGGUCUCCUAUUUUUUCGGGUUUAUCCGUCCGAUGGUUUUCGUUUCAUACUUAUAGCAGACGGAAAUCCGUCACACGAGUUUCCCGUCUUAGACGGAAAUCCGUCUUCUAAUAUGAAUUCAGCUAUUAUGAUUGAUUCCUUUGCCUUUCUCCCUCUAACACCUUUUAACAACUUCGUUCGUAAGACAGGGCUUGUGGAAACGUGAUAAGUGGAAUGGGAAUACUAAUCAAGAACUUGAUCUGUGAACCGAUGAAAAUAUAGAAGUAUCACAAGCUACACCAAAGAUGUAACCCCUGCUAAAAGCAUGUUACAGUUAAACACCGUCAGUAAUCGCAGAGUAUCAUACUAGGACAUGACUUUUGUAAAACUUAUUGGUAAAUGUGUUGGUAUGACUUUAACCUGUAUGGAUGCAUACCAUAUUGUUUUAAUGUUUCAUAACUUGUUUUGGUUUCAUUUCCAGGAAAAGCAAGAAGGCUAGAAAAAAGAUUGAAAAAGGAAGUGACGUGUUGGAUAAGUCAAGCAAACGUGAUGGGUCAUCUGACAGUCAAUCAAGAAGAAAAAGAUCACGACUAACCAACAGUGAAAAUGACGACAGCUUUUUACCACGUAUGGAUAUUAGAAUAGCCAUUCCACAGGAACUACAACAUUGGCUUGUUGAUGACUGGGAUUUAAUAACAAGACAAAAACAACUGGUUCCUCUGCCAAGGAAAAAGACAGUACAUAAUAUCUUACAGGAUUAUGUUCAAUCUGUUGUCGAUAACCCUAAUGGUGUUCGUCCUGGUGUAGCAGCAGAAAUGACUCAGGGGAUAAAAGAAUAUUUUAAUGUUAUGCUUGGUACACAACUUCUAUACAAAUUUGAACGGCCACAAUAUGGUGAUCUUUUGAAUGACAUGCCAAGCAAAUCUAUGUGUGAAAUAUAUGGAGUGGAACACUUGCUACGGUUAUUUAUUCGACUAGGUAGUGCCCUGUCCUACUCAAACUUUGAUGAGAAAAGCAUGCAGUUUGUUGUUUCGUGUAUUCAAGAUUUCUUGAACUAUCUCAGUCGAGAAGCUGACGUGUUAUUUAGUCCAGAUUAUGUAAAUGCCACUCCUGAAUACCAUAGAAGAGCCACCACCUAA